Molecule: messenger RNA, 1797 nt
Organism: Tetrapisispora phaffii CBS 4417
Lineage: Eukaryota; Fungi; Ascomycota; Saccharomycetes; Saccharomycetales; Saccharomycetaceae
Product: choline/ethanolamine kinase
Exons: 1
Coding region: 1-1797 (598 amino acids)
Biological process (GO): phosphatidylcholine biosynthetic process; phosphatidylethanolamine biosynthetic process
Cellular component (GO): cytoplasm
Molecular function (GO): choline kinase activity; ethanolamine kinase activity
Source: RefSeq, a predicted model, not a curated record
AUGCCAAAAGACACAAAUGAAAGAGAACCAAGGACUCGUUCCAUUGGAAAUGUUGCAAGAAGUUAUCGUGGUGCGUCUAGGUCGAGAUCGCAGUCUGGGAAUAAGUCUAGACGGGAUUCAUUAACUAUUCUAAGUGGGCCUACGCGUUCUAUUCGUACCAUCAAUAUUGAGUCGGAUGAUGACUAUUCUUCGACUGCUUCGCCGUCGACGUAUUCGAAUCAUAGUGAUAACGAAACAGAGAAUCCUGAUUCUAGGGAUUCGAUGGGGUCUCUCUCGUCAAAGUUACAGUAUUUGAAGUUACAAGGAGAUUCUGGCAGUUCCGGUGCCAGUGAAGCACUUGAGGUACCGUUCGUUAAAGUCACAUUAGAUCCUACACUACCAAGAGACUACUUAAAGAAAGAUAUCUUAACGAUUAUUGAUUCGUUGAGAAUCCCGAAAUGGCAUCUGAGAGGUUCUUUGGGUAAAAAUACCAUUGAUGUUGAUAAUUUGAAGUUGACGCAAAUUACCGGUGCUAUGACAAAUAUGAUUUUUAAAGUAGCAUACCCAAGAUUACCGUCAUUAUUGCUUCGCGUAUACGGUAGUAACAACGAUACAAUUAUAGAUAGGGAGUAUGAAUUGCAAAAACUCGCCAGAUUAUCUCAACACCAUAUCGGGCCUUCAUUAUAUGGUUGUUUUGAAAAUGGCAGAUUUGAACAGUUCCUGGAAAAUUCACAGACUUUAAAGAAGAACGAUGUGAGAAGUUGGAGGAUCUCUCAAAGAAUUGCACGUAGAAUGAAGGAAUUACACACCGGUGUACCUCUAUUAAGAUCGGAAAGAGGUAGCAGACCUGUAUCUUUAAAGUUGAUUGACAAAUGGAUCAGUGUUAUUGAAGAUGUUGGAGCAACAUGGUUAACAGAAAAAUCAAAUGUCACAGAUAUUAUCCAAGCAAAGGAUUGGGAUACGUUUAAAAAGGUAGUUUCACGUUACGAGAUGUGGUUGUUAGAUCCAAAUUAUAGUAAGACUUCUGAAAAAUUGGUCUUCUGCCAUAACGACACCCAAUAUGGUAACUUGUUAUUUAGUUCUCCAAUGUGCGAAACACCAGAUAGCGGAGAUUACACACCUGUUGCACAAAAUUCUUCAUCUUCAAUAAGUUCUUUAUUCCCUUCAGCAUCUAAUAUAUCACUACAUGAAAUAAUUAAUCCUUCGAAAGAAGAUAAAAUUGAAGAUAAUAAACUUAUUGUCAUUGAUUUUGAGUAUGCAGGUGCCAAUCCUGCGGCUUUCGAUUUAGCUAACCAUUUAAGUGAAUGGAUGCAUAAUUAUAACUGUGACACACCACAUAAAUGUGAACCUCAAGAAUAUCCAUCCAAGGAGCAAGUUUUAAAUUUUUUAUAUUCUUACGUAUCACAUCUAAGAGGUGGUGCCAAAACUUCAAUUGACGAAGAUGUGAAGAACCUGUACAAUUCAAUUAUCAGGUGGCGAGCAGCAGCACAAUUAUUUUGGAGUAUUUGGGCUGUCAUCCAGAGUGGCAAAUUGGUCAAAGAAAAUACGACUAUAGUAAAUAAAGAAGAAAUUGGUCCAGGGGGAGAAAAAUAUAUUAUUAAAACAGAAGAAUUAGAUGAUGGACUUGUAAAAGAAGAAUCUAUUCAAAGUGAAGAAAUUGAGAGUCUAACAGGUGUUGAUAUUGGAAGUUUUGAUUAUCUCAGUUUCUGCAGACAUAAAAUAGCAUUAUUCUGGAGUGACAUGAUUCAAUUAGGUUUAGCUAACAAAGAAGAUUGCACCAUUCAAGAAGCUAUAUCUUUAGAUACUAAAUUUUUAUAG